AUGGUGUGGUAUGGUCCAGUUGGCCGUGGUGGCCUGACUUGCUUCUGUGUCUCACUGGGCCACUAUGAAGGAACUUCAUUCUGCUGGGGAUGUGAACGAUUGUCACACACAGGAGAUGCUGGAGUAUUAAUAACAGAAGUCUGCAAUGACAUGAGAGCAAGUCUCACUGUCCCUGGAUAUCAGUGGGAGAUGAUUGAUUAUGUUGUGAUAGUUCAAGUGUUUUUAGUUCUCUUGCUUUUAGACAGAAUUGUAUGGUCAUUCAAAGAAAGGUUUUUUGUAAAGGGAGACAAGGAACAUGCCAGUAGCAGCUCAGCACUAGCCAUAGUAAAAAGUAAUACUCUUAGCCAGUAUCAUGCUGACUUGGAAGAAAAUAAGCACUCAGGACUAGCUUAUGACUUGAAUGCAUCCAAACCUGCAAGAAGGAACAGCAUUGGUGCUAUGGUAAGACAUGGGACAAAAGCAAAACCUCGAUGUUCAGACCAAGAACAGCCUAUGUCUGAGACGGCAAGAGAUAUCCAGGCCCUAUACCAAGAACAGAAAGCUGUUGAAACACAAGUGCAAGAAGCUAAAGCAUCCUUAAAUCUCCUACCAGCAACUGAACAAGGACUCAAGCUCUCCAUAGUGAACUUUAUGGCCUGUGUGAAAAGUCAGGUGUCUCUGCAGGAAGAUUGGCUUAAGAUGAAAGAAAUGGCAGCUUCCCUGGGCGGGAAAGACGUUGGGGAGAACUUGGAAUUAGAGGAACAAGGGAAUAAAGACCAAGUUGAUGACCAUGCAAAAGGAUCUAGGAAGAAAUGGAAGGAGGCUGCAAUGUCAAGGAAAUAUUUAAGCAUUCAUAGUAGAGAGAAAAAGCAGUUCUACAAUAUUGUCAAAAAAGAGAAGAAAGCCCAGAUGAUAGCUCAUCAUAAAGUUAGCCAGGCAAAAAAAGCCUCCAUUGAAAGGCCAGAUUAUUAUCCUGGUGAUAAAGGAAAUAAUAUGACUGAAGCACAUCACCCAAAGGGAAUAGAGCAUCUGGGAAUAUUAGCUGUCAAGACAGAUCUUGACUUACAGCAUAAGGUGCAAAGUUCUGAAGCCGAUGGCCUGGUAAAUCUUGCAACUGAAGAGCUAAAGACCUACCGAAGACGAUUCCAAGAUCUUGAAUUACAGUUGGAAAGAACGAUUUUUUCUUAUCAGUGGCAGAUUCUAACUCUGAAAAGGAAAGCUAUUGAUGACUGGUUACAAGUUCGGAAGGCUGAACGAAGCCUCCUCCUCAUCAGACAGGAGGUCACAGGCCUAAAACAGAGAAUAAGGGAAAGUGCAGUCCAACUUCAGCUUUUGGAAGUGGAUUUUCAUGUAUUUAAUCAUCUCAGUGGAACAUUUGGAAGAGAUAAUUGCUUCUCUGAUCUCUGCACACAAGAUGGUGCUGUCUCUGAAGUGACAGAGUCUCCGGCCCAGCUGUUAAACUCCUCUUCUUGA
Rangifer tarandus platyrhynchus (Svalbard reindeer) is the source of this 1452-nucleotide messenger RNA. Lineage: Eukaryota; Metazoa; Chordata; Mammalia; Artiodactyla; Cervidae. The record is from the annotation of a GenBank genome assembly.